This is a messenger RNA of Globicephala melas (long-finned pilot whale), 1336 nucleotides long. The record is from RefSeq and is a predicted model, not a curated record. NCBI's taxonomy places the organism in Eukaryota, Metazoa, Chordata, Mammalia, Artiodactyla, Delphinidae.
AUGAGAGGUGAGCACAGGGGAGGGGUCCGGGCUAAACGGGGGGCGGGGCCCGCGGGUCGAUGCCCCACCCCCCGUCACAGCCUGACCGCCGGGGGAAAAGCCUCUGGGCGGAGGAGGUGCUUUCAAAACAAAGAAAUGCGGCUUGGAACCCGGGGGACUGGGGUGGUGAGGAAGGCGGAGGAGGUGCGGCUGAGGCCGUCCGGCCGCCCGCUUCCCCUCCAGUCAGCCCGGAGGAGCUCCCCCCACCCCCAGCCCGAGCUGCGGUGCCGGAGAAGAGGGAGGAGGCUGCGUUAGGCGGCUGUUUUCCAGUUCACUUUUGCAGACCAAGGCGGAGAAGAAGAGCACCAGCUCCGCUGCCCCUCUUGGCUGCGGCGCAUUCAGCCCCGAGCCCCGCGUGCGCUCUGUCUCGGAUACCGAGCCGGCCAAAGUGUCCGGAAACGCGCAGAGUGCUCGGAACCUGUCCCGCAGCUGUGCGACACGCGUCUCGAGCUGGCCGCUGCCGCCCCGCCCUCGCGCUCCUUCAGCCCCGCGGGCUGAGAAGCCGGCCCGCCCGCCGGCGCGGAGCUGGGGAACUUGAACUGGCCCCAGCGGCCGCUCUGCCGAGAUCCCGCUCCAGGCCCGGGGGUGCUCCGCCUCGGGGUAGAGGGCACACCCGGGAAGUGGAUUUAGCAAACACACCUUUGAACAGAUCCAGGAGACCAGAAAAACUUACCACCCACAGCUACUCUUCAUAAUCAAAGUCAUUGGAUGAAGACAGGCAGGUCACUGAAAGCCAUAACCAUAAAAGAAAAAAAUUGAUAAAAUGGACUUCGUUGAAAUUAAAAAUUUCUCAUCAAAAGAGACCAUUAAGAAAAUGAAUAGGCAAGCCAUGGACUGGAAGAAAAUAUUUGUGAAACAUAAACUUGACAGAGGACUGAUAGCCACAAUAUAUAGAGAACUCCUACUCAGUAAUAAAGACAAAAAAAUUGCUUGAAUGGAUAGAGGAUUUGAAAAGACAUUUCACAAAAGAAGAUGUAUGAAUGGCAAAUAAGCACAUGGUGAUGUGUUCAAUGUUCUUAGUCAUUAGGAAAAGGGAAAUUAAACCCACAAUGAGAUAUCAUCACGUACUCACCAGGAUGACAACGCUAAAUGCAAGCUAGGAUGCGGAGCAACUGGAACUCUCAUGCAUUGUUGGUGGGAAUAUUAAAUGGAACAUCUGUUUUGAAAAAGGAAUAGCAGUUUCUUUAAAAACUAAACAUACACCAAAGACAAAUAUCAUAUGAUAUCGCUUAUAUGCAUAAUCUAAAAAAAAUGAUACAAAUGAACAUAUUUACAAAACAGAAACAGACUCACAGAC